UAGAAAACAGAGUAACGUAAUGACAACCCAAACUCUGAAACAACACCGUUGGGAUCUCGAAGUGGACCCAAAUCUCUUUUCACUGUUGUACAGCGAAGCUGCACAGUAGGUCUCCCUGAGCGGCACCGCUGCUGAAUUUUCCCCAACCCAAUUUAAUUUCUCAGAUUCAUAAUCCCUGUUUCAUUCAUUGCUCUUCAACUCACCAACAAUAAGAAGAAAAACAGAGCAAAACAAGAGCUCUGAGAAUCUCCACGCAAGAAGGAAAGUUUUUCAACAGUUUCCUGAAGAAGAUGGAAGUUAGCGGGCCAGUGAAAUCUGAAAAUAGAUUAAAGCACCGACCCUUGACCCCUCUUAGGUUGUUGAGGGGUAUAAUAUGUUUAGUGGUAUUUCUUUCUACAGCUUUUAUGUGUUUAGUGUAUUUUGUGCCAGUGGCAGUUGUAGGAUUGCGGCUUUUCAGCAUACGUUAUAGUAGGAAGACAGUGUCAUUCCUGUUUGGACUUUGGUUAUCUCUGUGGCCAUCUUUGUUCGAAAAGAUUAAUAAAACCAAAGUUGUGUUUUCUGGGGAUAGUGUUCCAAUGAAGGAACGUGUUUUGCUUAUUGCUAAUCACAGAACUGAGGUUGAUUGGAUGUACUUGUGGGAUCUUGCACUUAGAAAAGGGACACUGGGAUGCAUAAAGUACAUCCUUAAAAACAGCUUGAUGAAACUACCUAUCUUUGGUUGGGGAUUUCACAUUCUGGAGUUCAUUGCAGUGGAGAGGAAGUGGGAGGUAGAUGAGCAAAUACUGCACCAAAAGCUUUCAACUUUAAAGGAUCCUCAAGAUCCCUUAUGGCUAGCUCUUUUUCCCGAAGGAACAGAUUAUACUGAUCAGAAGAGUAAAAACAGUCAAAAAUUUGCUGCUGAAACUGGUCUCCCUGUGCUGAAAAAUGUAUUACUUCCGAAAACAAAGGGGUUUCAUGCUUGCUUGGAAGCCCUACGAGGCUCAUUGGAUGCAGUGUACGAUGUGACAAUUGCAUACAAAAAUCAAUGUCCUUCAUUUCUGGACAAUGUGUUUGGUGUUGAUCCUUCAGAGGUGCACUUGCAUGUAAGGCGUAUUCCAGUGGAGGAGAUUCCUGCUUCUGAAAGCAAAGCUUCAUCAUGGUUAAUAGAAAAGUUCAAGAUGAAGGACCACUUGCUUUCAGAUUUCAAGAUUCAUGGUCAUUUCCCAGAUUAGCAAAAUGAAAAUGAAAUUUCUACAUUUAAGAGCCUAUUCUCUUUUACAGUGAUAGUUUCUUUUACUGCCAUGUUUAUCUAUUUUACAUUAUUUUCUGUUGUUUGGUUCAAAGUGUAUGUAGUUCUAUCUUGUGCAUAUCUUGCUCUUGCAACUCGCUUCAAUUUUCAAUUGAUGCCUCUAAGUAACUAUGUUCAUGCACUUCAUAACACCAAGAAACAAAACACUGAAUAGUGUUCUCAAUUUUAUAUUACAAUGUACUAUCUUGCUCUUCAACUUUAUAUUUUCAGGGUCAA
Molecule: messenger RNA, 1504 nt
Organism: Vigna umbellata (rice bean)
Lineage: Eukaryota; Viridiplantae; Streptophyta; Magnoliopsida; Fabales; Fabaceae
Product: putative 1-acyl-sn-glycerol-3-phosphate acyltransferase 4
Cellular component (GO): endomembrane system
Molecular function (GO): acyltransferase activity
Source: RefSeq, a predicted model, not a curated record